AUUUUCAUCGCUGGAAUGAUGGAGAUGAGAUAAUUAUAAUUUCGAGUACCUCUUCCGAAAAACGCCAAGCAUCACAGUGAAAUUGAAAAAUAUAAAAAUUUGCUCUGGAUUUUGGAAAACAUGGUUCUAUAAUUAGUCAUUGCGGCAUCGAAAUGGACAUUAAAACGAGUUAACAACUUUGCUAGCCGAAUGUAAGAAAUCUGCUUUAUCGUCUUUUCUAUAGCUGCCUGCUGUUACCGACGAACGGCAAUAGAACCAACUUCAACAUUUUUUAUUAGAAUAUAUUUUAUCCGGUAAUCAUUUACGUUCGUUGAAAAAAAAAAAAUAUAUAUAUAUAUAUAUAUACAUUUACGGAUUAAUGGAACUGCAUGCUCGCUGAGAUGUGCAUUAAACGAGUUUAGAAAACUCAAAAUCCAAUUAACCUUACGACAGCCAAUGGAAUGUAAGCAAUUUUUAAUUGCCACAUUAGAAAUGUGCAACGCGAGACAUUUCCUCUGGCUAUGGGCUGCACUCGCUGUAGUAACAAUGACGCUUUUCUCGCUUCUAGUUCUCAUUUUUCUACUGAGUAAGGAACUGACAUUGUCAGCAGCCGUUGAGGUUUUUGUUGGCAAACAGAAUUUUUCAACUAGCCUUCGCCCGACUGAUUUGUCUGAAGAGUCUGCUGCAAUCGUUACGAGCGGUACUUCUCGAGAUGACGAUUUGCAGGGAUACCGCCGAGUAAGGCGAAUGCUGCAGCAGCUGAAAUUCAACAAGGACAAAAUGCGGAUUAUCGAAAAGGCGUUCUUCUAUGCCUUCAGAAAAUGUCAUUUGUCCGACGUAACCGAGCUCGUACCACUGGAAGCAGAAGCCAGAAACGAGCAAAAGAAAUGCAUCGUGGAAAAACUUGAAAAGUUGGAAAAUUUUCCAGGCGAGUAUACUCAGUACUUGCGAAACGAUACAGAUAUCAAUGAAUCAGAAGUUCUUUUGGAAAGGUUGAACAUGGAAAAAGAUAAUUCGUUGAAUAUUGAGAAUGACAAUAACUUGAGCAAUCUGAACGGUCCAGUGAGGGAAGCUCGAAUAAAAUCCAACACUCCUUAUGGCUCCAAUCCUUCGAAUAUGUUGAAAACGAGUCUAGCAAAAAUCAAGAACGUCCCUAAAGCCAAACACGGCGGUGGCGAGAAGCCAACUAAAAAGAUGCAGUCUGAAGUAGGCGAUCCUGCUAUCAAACAGAUAUCAGAUCUUCCGAAUUUCCCGUCCAUAACGUUGGGCGGAGAUGGGAACGAUACUCAACAAGGAUUAAUCUUAUACAUAAAUUUCACUGUCAGUCAAGAUGGUGGAUUUUCUAUUGUUGAUUCUCCAGCUCAGCUGGGACAGGUAUUAAAAUCGAUUCCUGAAACCUUGAAUUACGUUAUAGGGCACAUAAACAAGAGGAGAGAAAAGACCAAUGUUGCAUAAUAUUGAUAACGAAUAAAGUUAUAUGUAUAUAA
Messenger RNA from Nasonia vitripennis (jewel wasp), 1466 nucleotides. RefSeq lists its product as uncharacterized. Bases 436 to 1434 code for a protein of 332 amino acids. The record is from RefSeq and is a predicted model, not a curated record. The transcript is spliced from 2 exons. NCBI's taxonomy places the organism in Eukaryota, Metazoa, Arthropoda, Insecta, Hymenoptera, Pteromalidae.